CCAACAAAGUCGCCGGAGGUAGCCACGGUUCUUGCCGGAAGUUGCCCCGAAAAGUUAAAUGAAGAAAACAUUUCCUGUGCAAAUCAGCCCACUUCUUCAAACGGUUCGCGAUUUCGUUGAGACAAGAGCAGGGCCGCCACUUCCGGGAAAUCAAAGUCCAAAUCUCGGGCGCCUACAUCAUCCUCCGAGGAGCGCCUCUACUAUGGCGACGGGUCAUACCUUUGGUUUGAUUCCGAGGAGGAGCGCACCCGUUUCCUCACCUUUUUCUCUAAACGGGUUGUGGCUCCCCCACGGAUCAUCCCGGAGCGCUACCCGGAACUGCAGGGCUACGACGAACUUGACGCACAGCUUCAUCAAGCCGGCCUUUGGCCGUUUGUCUGGGGCGCGCAAGGAGAUAAACCCGGCGCUGAUCCGGACCUUCUACUCCAACCUCCGGCAUGAGGACGACGUGCUCUAUUCGCUUGUCAAGAGCACGCCGAUUGAGCUCACCGUGGAGCAGCUUGGGCGCAUCGCCAGCCUCCCCUUCCAAGGCGACGAUGUGUCUCACUAUGGCGGAGAGGACUGGGUGCUCAACAACGAGGGCCUUAUCCUCAACGAGCUUGGCAUCACCGAGCUCAUCCGCCAUGCCUCGGGCCGCCCCACCAUCCACUCCGCUAACCCCGAUGGCCGUCUUCUUCUCUACAUCGUCUCCCGGAUCAUCAAACCCAGGAAGCACGGCCACACCAUCAUGUCCGGUGAAGAUCUCAAGCUCAUCCAUGCGAUCAUGCACUCGGCCCCAAUCAAUUGGGCAAAGUUUGUCAUGAUCAACAUGACGAUUGCCGCGUCCACCGACCACGACCACCUCCUCCCGUACCCGUUCGUGGUGAUGGACAUCCUUGAACGGUUCAAGGUGACCACCACCGUUGGCCCACUCACAAAGGCCACGAAGAUUUGGGCGGAGGAGCGCACCCGUUUCCUCACCUUUUUCUCUAAACGGGUUGUGGCUCCCCCACGGAUCAUCCCGGAGCGCUACCCGGAGCUGCAGGGCUACGACGACCUUGACGCACAGCUUCAUCAAGCCGGCCUUUGGCCGUUCGUCUCCCGGGCGCGCAAGGAGAUCAACCCGGCGCUGAUCCGGGCCUUCUACUCCAACCUCCGGCGUGAGGACGACGUGCUCUACUCGCUUGUCAAGAGCACGCCGAUUGAGCUCACCGUGGAGCAGCUUGGGCGCAUCGCCGGCCUCCCCUUCCAAGGCGACGAUGUGUCUCACUAUGGCGGAGAGGACUGGGUGCUCAACAACGAGGGCCUUAUCCUCAACGAGCUUGGCAUCACCGAGCUCAUCCGCCAUGCCUCGGGCCGCCCCACCAUCCACUCCGCUAACCCCGAUGGCCGUCUUCUUCUCUACAUCGUCUCCCGGAUCAUCAAACCCAGGAAGCACGGCCACACCAUCAUGUCCGGUGAAGAUCUCAAGCUCAUCCAUGCGAUCAUGCACUCGGCCCCAAUCAAUUGGGCAAAGUUUGUCAUGAUCAACAUGACGAUUGCCGCGUCCACCGACCAUGACCACCUCCUCUCGUACCCGUUCGUGGUGAUGGACAUCCUUGAACGGUUCAAGGUGACCACCACCGUUGGCCCACUCACAAACGCCACGAAGAUUUGGGCGGUCAGCACCCAAACCUUCAAGAAGCGGUCGGACAACGCCGGACCUGCCACUGCCGUGCAACGGCGCCGUUCUGUUGCUGGCCCAGCCGAAGCCCAGGCCCGGGCCAACCUUGCCUCCAUCGCCGACUCCCUCAACCGGCUUCACUUCAAAUUUGACGGGAUGGAUGGCUACCUUGAGCGGCUCGACGAGGCUGUUCAACGCCAAGGGCACGCCAUGAACGCAUACUUCCAACGCGUUAACUACGUCCCCCCACCGUACCAUGGCACGUUCUUUGGACAAGUGUACGGUGACGAGGACGAAAAGGAUGGCUCCUACGCCCCGUCAAGCUCCCCGGACGAGGACGAGUUCGACGACACCGUUGACGGUGAUGAGAUGGACGUCGACGACGGCGAGGAGGAAACCGAAGACGAAGACUAGGCCGCCCCUAGAAUUUCUAUCUCUUUUGUUUUAAUUAUCCUAUCUCUUAAUGCUUCCGUUCUACUCCGCUAUUUCCCAUCUUCAAUAAAUAAAAAUAAUCUUUUAUCUUUUUGUUAAUGUCAAAAGGGGGAAGAAAAGGGCUAUGCGUAU
This is a messenger RNA of Cuscuta campestris, 2206 nucleotides long. NCBI's taxonomy places the organism in Eukaryota, Viridiplantae, Streptophyta, Magnoliopsida, Solanales, Convolvulaceae. The record is from the annotation of a GenBank genome assembly.